GCCACAGUGUUUUGAUUCUGUGUGAUUGAGUUUUGAUACUUUGGAGCAAAUAUUGUUAAACUCGUGUAUAUUUGAACUAUAGCUCAAAAACACAAAGGGCCUUUUCAGAUUGGAUGAACAAAGGAAGCGGCAGUUUUAUUCGAAAAACUCUACAAAUAAUUCGAACGAAGGGAGUGUCACCGGCAUUGAGAACAAUUAAAUAAGAACCAUUGUAUUUCGGCACGACAUCAAGGCCACUGCGUUCGAAACGUGUCUUGUAUUCCAAAUCAAUAUCGUCAAUUUGUUUUUAAACUACGUUUCAAACCAACUCAAAAUGGACAACGAACGAUCGAAUUUUUGCCCGAAAAUUUCGAGUAAAGUAAUUGCCUGUCUGGGCAUUGCCUUCAGCUUUGGACUGGUGGCAUUCUUUGGAUUUGUCUUUAUGACAUUAGGAGUGCGAUUAAUUUUUGCUGUGCUGAUCUUUUUUUCAAAUCUGGUGGCGGCGUUCUUCUGGUUUAAUGGUUUAGACGCGAAUCGCACCGAAUUUAUGAUGGCUUCGAUCGUUUGUUGGGGGCUACAAUUGGAACUGUGGACGAGUUACUUAUUCUUGAUCGUGCUGCAAAAUGCCUUUGAGAAGCAAUAUCCCGGUUUAAUUGCUGUAGAAGGCACAAAUGAUGUGGUCAUUUAUGCGCUAACAGUAUUUUUCUUCGUUGUUUAUUUGUUCAUCAUACUGAAUUAUGUGUCAAUAAAAGCGCCGUUAAAACGAAAGAAUCCGCCAACGAAUUUGGGUUGGAAAAUUGCCGGUGUGGCAGCUGUGUGGCUGUUGACGGCAUUUUCCAUUGCACAGUCGCUAUUACUUCGAUCAUCGCCGAUAUUUCAGCAUCACGACAUUUGGAUAAAGCGGCUGGUUUUUGUUUUGCAUCUCACAGCCGCUAUCACCUGGGCCUGUGGCGCGAUUAAGAACAAAUGGAAAUACCUAGCUGCAUCGCUCAUUUGUUGGUUCCUGCCAUUGGCUGCAUUUUUGUGUGCUCUAUCUCGUGAAUUAUACAAUGAAUAUCACACAUUUGAUCGAAUUAUUGUGGAGUAUCAUAUAGCAGUUUUCGAAGUCACAGCAAUUUAUAUGGUGAUAUAUGUGAUCGCAAUUCUGAGCUACUGUUCAAUGAAACGAGAUUUCCAGCUACAACAGGCAAAUGGUCUCUACAUAGCGGCGCCCACUGAAAAUAGGGAUUUGAAUGCCGAGUGUACAGCAAUAGCUAGCUUCAAAUAAACAUGGAAAGCAUAUGGGAAAAACAGAACAUUCUCAUCAAAACGUGGAGAAAUAACUUGAAAAAACCAAAACAAGUCAUAAGAAUAAAAUGGAGUUUCUCUUGAUGAAAUAAAAAAAUGGAAAGAGAAAAAAAGUGAAACAAGGGAUGCUUAUGAAAACGUGAUAGAAACGAAGCACGAAAUUGUUUUGUAUGUCCUUUUUAACUCAAGAAACUUGGGUAAAA
Molecule: messenger RNA, 1469 nt
Organism: Sitodiplosis mosellana (orange wheat blossom midge)
Lineage: Eukaryota; Metazoa; Arthropoda; Insecta; Diptera; Cecidomyiidae
Exons: 7
Coding region: 314-1246 (310 amino acids)
Source: RefSeq, a predicted model, not a curated record